CUAAAAGCAAACCUGACUUGAAAUUCUACCGCAUUUAUAUUGUACCAUUUUGCCGUGGAUCCCCUCGCUUGCAAUGACGAUGGGUUUGGUGGCCGUAACACAAAUAUAACUAAACCACGUGUCGUGAAAACCAUGGGUGUAGUUGGAGGUGGUGGUUGGUAGAUGGAAACCAUACAUAAAUGGAAGUGGAAACACAAGUACAGACAUUUGCCUUGUCUCUCUACCAGACCAGUGACUUGGGUUGCUAUCAACAACUCCAUUGUUAACUUUGUUAGAUUAUAACCCACAAGUUAACCAUUCGUUGAAAUGGUACAGGAAGUUGUAAAUACAGAUGAGGUAAAUCUUCUUAUGCAUUUAUAAUUGAAUGAAUCGACCGAACGCAGUGGCAUUCUAGGAUUUAUAUAGCCGACCCCAUUUAGUGAAUAAGGCUUUGCUGCUGCUGUUGUUGUUGUUGUUGUUUGUACUUCUGCUGAAAUUACUGUUUGUGAAUUACUUGAUGGGUGUUUGCGUGAGUGAUGUUUAAGUUUCUUGUUGGAGAAGAAAUAGAGCAUGUGAGGUUGAUCACUUUGAACAGGCCUCGUCAGUUGAAUGUCAUCUCAUCAAAAGUGAGGAUUCUUGCCUUGAAGUUGUUUACAGAAUGUAUUGGCUCUGCUACCACAUUCAUACUUACAAGAAAACCCAGGUGGCUCUGGUUCAUGGAAUUUCAAUGGGUGGAGGCAGAUCUUUGAUGGUCCCAAUGAAGUUCUCAGUACUCACAGAAAAAACUCUGAGGGAGUUCUUGGCCCUAACAGGAGCAAGGCUGAAUGGUAAGGAAUUGGUUGCAGCUGGACAAGCAACCCAUUUUUUCCCUCUUGAGAAAAUCUCUGAUCUAGAGAAGCGUUUGAUAAGCUUAAACUCUGGAAAUGAGAAUGCAGUCAAAGCUGUGAUUGAAGAAUUUUCUGUGGCAGUCAAGCCUGAUGAAGAAAGUGUUUUAAACAAGAAGUCAGUAAUUGAUGGGUGCUUCUCCAAAGAUACAGUGGCUGAGAUUAUACAAUCCCUUGAAGCAGAAGCAAACAAAGAAGGAAAUGGAUGGAUAGGUCCAGUUCUUAAGGGCUUAAAGAGGUCAUCGCCUACAGGAUUGAGAAUAACUCUAAGAUCGAUUCGCGAAGGCAGGAAGCAAACAUUGUCUGAAUCUCUGACGAAGGAAUUUGGAUUCACAAUCAAUAUAUUAAGAUCCACAAUUUCUGAGGAUGUUUAUGAGGGUAUUAGAGCUCUCACCAUUGACAAGGAUAAUGCUCCCAAGUGGAACCCGCUGUCUCUUGACAAUGUGGGUGAUGAGAAGGUCGACCUGGUCUUUCAGCCGUUCGCAGAAGAUUUGGAGCUCGAGAUUAAAGAAGGGAAAGCAAACAGGUGGGACGGCAAAUAUGAGAAUGCAGCUUAUGCCUCCUUCAAGGUGACUGAGAAACAAGAUACAUUUCUGGUCAGGGUUCAGGGCUGAGCUUCUUCCUCGAAGUUUUUGCUUUCGUCAUUAGCACAAGUAUCGUGUUACAUUCCUUCAAGCUUGUUUUCUGAGUUGUUUGCCUUGAUGGAUACCGUUGUAAUGAACUUCGGACUAUCGAUUAUCAAUGUAUGCAAUCAUUUACUUCCAA
Pyrus x bretschneideri (Chinese white pear) is the source of this 1628-nucleotide messenger RNA. RefSeq names its product 3-hydroxyisobutyryl-CoA hydrolase-like protein 5. Lineage: Eukaryota; Viridiplantae; Streptophyta; Magnoliopsida; Rosales; Rosaceae. Gene Ontology annotation, biological process: L-valine catabolic process. Gene Ontology annotation, molecular function: 3-hydroxyisobutyryl-CoA hydrolase activity. Bases 638 to 1477 code for a protein of 279 amino acids. The transcript has 12 exons. The record is from RefSeq and is a predicted model, not a curated record.